Molecule: messenger RNA, 2637 nt
Organism: Lodderomyces jiufengensis
Lineage: Eukaryota; Fungi; Ascomycota; Pichiomycetes; Serinales; Debaryomycetaceae
Gene: TPS2
Product: trehalose-phosphatase
Exons: 1
Coding region: 1-2637 (878 amino acids)
Biological process (GO): fungal-type cell wall organization; cellular response to heat; trehalose biosynthetic process
Cellular component (GO): cytosol; alpha,alpha-trehalose-phosphate synthase complex (UDP-forming)
Molecular function (GO): catalytic activity
Source: RefSeq, a predicted model, not a curated record
AUGCCGGAGUUGGAGCAAUUAAAAGUUACACCGGCCAAUGGUCAUACGGUCUCACCAAAAGAUUUUGAAAAUAACGAUAAAGUUAAAUUAUCAGGUAGAAUAUUAAAUGUUAUGACAACUUUACCAACUCAAAUUGUUAGUAAUUAUGAUUCAAAAAAUAAACAUUAUUAUUGGGAAGUUGAUCCAUUUCGUGGGAAUUCUGCAUUAUUUUCAUCACAAAGUUUUUUACAACAACAUUCAGAUUGGGAAACUCAUUUAAUUGCAUGGACUGGUGAAUUAAGAAAUAAAUCUAAAAAUACUGUGAAUUUAACUUCAGAAACAUUAGAAGAUGAUCCACUUUAUUUAGAUGAAGAUGAUAAAUCAGAAAUAGAGAAAAAAUUACAAAAGGCAAUUGGUACAAAAAACAUUCACCCGGUUUGGUUAUUAAGACGUGAUCAAGAAAGAUGGAGAAAAUACGCUGAAAAAAUUUUAUGGCCUGUUUUCCAUUAUUUUCAAGGUACUCCAUCUGAUGGUAAAGAGGAAAUUGAUGCAUGGCAUGAUUAUGUUAAAUUCAAUGAAGCUUAUUUAAAUAAAAUUAAACAAAUUUAUAAACCAGGUGAUGUUAUUUGGAUUCAUGAUUAUUAUUUAUUAUUAUUACCUCAAUUAUUAAGAAUGGAAUUACCAGAUGCUUAUAUUGGACAUUUUUUACAUAUACCAUUUCCAUCUUCUGAAUAUUUCAAAUGUCUUUCUAAAAGAAGUCAAUUAUUAGAUGGUUUAUUAGGUGCUGAUAAAAUUGGCUUCCAAUCAGACUCAUUUCAACGUCAUUUUAUUUCAUGUUGUGCAAGAAUAAUGGGAUGUGAAGUUACUAAAAAUAAGGUUUUCGCUUAUGGUACAACAAUAUCUGCUGAAACUUUGCCAAUUGGUAUAGAUGCUUUAAAAAUUGAACAAGAUGCCUUCUCAAAGACUAAUGGAAUUGAUGAAAAAGUCGCAGCUAUAAAGAAUUUAUAUAAAGGUAAAAAAAUCAUAGUCGGAAGAGAUAGAUUGGAUAAAGUCAGAGGAGUUGUUCAAAAAUUACAAGCUUAUCAAACGUUUUUAGAAAUGUACCCAGAAUGGAGAGAAAAAGUGGUAUUGAUACAAGUUUCAACCCCAGGAUAUAGUCAUUCAUCAAAUAUCGAACAAAGAGCCACUGAAUUGAUAAACCUGAUUAAUUCAAAAUUUGGUACUUUAAAUCAUACACCAGUUGUACAUUAUCAGAUGAUGAUUCCGAAAGAAGAAUAUUUAGCGUUAUUAAGAGUUGCUGAUUUAUGUUUAAUUACAUCAGUUAGAGAUGGUAUGAAUACUACAGCUUUUGAAUUUGUAAUUUGUCAAAAAGAUAAUAAUUCUCCAUUAAUUUUAUCUGAAUUCACAGGUACUGCAACAGUUUUAAAUCAAGCUAUAUUGGUUAAUCCUUGGGAUUCAGUGGGUAUUGCCAAAACAAUCAAUGAUGCAUUAAGUUUCUCAAACGAUGAAAAGAAAUUCUUGGAACAAAAUUUAUAUGAAAAAGUAAGAUCUAAUACAAUACAGAAUUGGACAUCGACUUUUGUCCGUGAUAUAAUUGAACAUACAGCAAUAACUCAUUCUAAUCAUUAUACCCCAGCAUUGAACAGACCUUUGUUAUACAAAAAUUAUCAAGCGUCAAGCAGAAGAUUGUUUUUGUUUGAUUAUGAUGGUACAUUAACCCCAAUUGUUAAAGAUCCGGCAGCAGCUAUACCGUCUAGUAAAUUAAAUAAAACAUUGGAUCUUUUAGCAAAAGAUCCUAAAAAUCAAAUAUGGAUUAUAUCUGGUAGAGAUCAAGCAUUUUUGGAAAAAUGGAUGGGACCAAAACAUGUAGGAUUAUCAGCUGAACAUGGAUGUUUCAUGAGAGAUUUAGGAUCUACUGAGUGGUUUAAUUUAGCAGAGGCUUAUGAUAUGUCAUGGCAAUCUAAAGUUGAAGAUGUUUUUAAAAAAUAUACUGAAAAAACACCAGGUUCUAAUAUAGAGAAAAAGAAAGUUGCAUUGACAUGGCAUUAUCGUGGUGCUGAUCCAGAAUUAGGAACAUAUCAAGCUGAAGAAUGUUUUAAAGAAUUGGAAAGUACUAUUGCAACUGAAUAUGAUGUUGAAGUUAUGACUGGUAAAGCUAAUAUAGAGGUCAGACCAAAAUUUGUAAAUAAAGGUGAAAUAGUUAAAAGAUUAGUAUUACAUCCACAUGGUCAAAAACAAGCAAUUGAAGAAAUAAUACAUCAUGAUUUUAAAUGUGAUACAUUACCUGAUUUUGUAAUGUGCGUUGGAGAUGAUUUAACUGAUGAAGAUAUGUUUAAAUCACUUUUAAAAAUUGAAAAUCAAUGGAAAUUAGAUAAUAAACCUAAAAAUGAAUUUGGAUCAUAUGGAAUAUAUCCAGUUGCUGUUGGACCAGCUUCUAAAAAAACUGUUGCAAGUUCUCAUUUAACAGAACCAUCACAAGUUGUUGAAACUUUAGGAUUAUUAGCCGGUACAGUAUCACUUUUUGAAAGUGCAGGAUCUGUCGAAUUGGAUGAUCGUGGUCAUGUUGCAAAUAGUGAAAGCUCAACAAGAUCAAAAGAUGCGAUUUUACAAGCUUCAUUGAGAAGAAAGAAAAGCUCAGAGUUGGCUGCAAAAACUUGA